AUGACAUCGCGCGAUGCAGUGCGGGCGUCGUGCACGACGAAGCUCUGGCGCGACCUUGUCGUGAACGAUGAGCUUCUGUGGAAGCGCCAUUUGGAGAAGGAGCUGGGAAUCUUCGAUAAGCAAGGUGCUGAUGGCACUUCCAAGUCUAGCUCCUGGGAAGUAUACUUAAGCUGGAGGCACGCGUUCAGCGACGAGUACUGGCCGUUCUUAGGCCGAGCCAUUAAGGCAUGGAGCAAAAUCAAGGCUUGGCUGGGGGCUAACGCUCCGGAUAUCCUGGUGACCAUUAAGCAGCUUGGGAAUUCUUCGCGGCAAGCGGCGGCUUCCCAGUUAUGUUCGAGCAGGCAGGCAGGGAACGUUUUGUUUGACAGUCUCAGUUGCGGGAGCGGUCUGAGUGAGGCGCAGGUGGCGGACAUGGAGAUGGUGCUGGGCUUUUCGCUGCCACACGCGCUCAAAGUCCUGUACCGGCUAUACGACGGACAGUCCCUGCCUUGUGACGCGGUGGUGGAGAACCGCAUCCGGCAUCGCGCCCGAGCCCGUGGCGGCAGCGGCGUCGCCCCGGCCGAGAACCUACAGGCGGAGAUUAACGUGGAUCAGGAUACCAUGGCGCGGUCCAUCUUCUCCGGCCUGUUUGGUGGGUACGCUGUGUACGACCAUAGGGUGGUGUCCCGGCUGCUGCCGCUGCGGCGCGCGGUGCUGUGGCGGGAGGAGCUCCUGCAGGCGGCGACGGCGGCCUCGCGCCAUUGUGGAGGGCUGCGUGAGGGCAUGGACCGUCUCCUGCCAUUGACAGCGUCGUACAACCCUUCCGACAAAGUGGUCAUGGCGGAUGUGGUGGGCGGGGGUGUGGCGGUGGCCAAGGUCGUCCCCGGCGGGUUUGAGUUGCGUGAGGCGGCGCCAAAAUCAGACACUGAGGACGGACCGCUGCGCUGGUUUGAGGAGUACGCACGGCGGCUGGCGGACGGCUGGUACGAGGUUUGCGACAUGGACGAGCAUCACCCCCAGCUCAGUCGCGUCAUCAGCCUGUUUCCCAUGAAGCCGCCCUGUCUUGUAGAGGCGGUGACGCAGGGCGUGCGGGUCCGCGCCAGCGUGGUGUACGUGCCGGAAGCCAAGCACCAGGGCCGUCACCUGUUCGCCUACUCGAUCCGCUUCAGCUUACUGGAGAAUGCGCCACUGAGGCGGUGUCAGCUGACGCGGCGACACUGGGUAAUCAAGCCGGAGCCGGGCGAGGAGGAAACGGUCGACGGCGAGGGCGUCAUCGGCCUGUUUCCCGUCCUGGAGCCCGGAAAGCCGGAGUUCGUGUACUGCAGCUGUACCAACCAGUCAACGACCCAUGGGUCGAUGGAGGGCAGGUUCCAGUUCGUGCCCGGUACUAUUGAACGGCCUGAAGGUGCCACUUUUGACGUUAUUUGCCCCGCCUUCCGGCUGGACGUGCCAGAGUACAUCUUCUGA
Molecule: messenger RNA, 1446 nt
Organism: Volvox carteri f. nagariensis
Lineage: Eukaryota; Viridiplantae; Chlorophyta; Chlorophyceae; Chlamydomonadales; Volvocaceae
Exons: 11
Coding region: 1-1446 (481 amino acids)
Molecular function (GO): protein binding
Source: RefSeq, a predicted model, not a curated record